AUGUUAUUAAUUGGAAGUGUGUAUCCAGAGUCUAACGAACCCAGGGAUCCUAUAGAUAGACUCUCCAGAUUAUUUGGAAUAUCUAAAAUACCGGCGAAAGUCAUCCACCGGUCUCCGCCCCAGUAUAUGGUGGAAUUAUUUAAAGAUGUAACAGACGCUGGUGGUUUAACCAAACAACAGAAUCCUUACAAUGCCAAUAUCGUAAGAAGUUUUCCAGAUAAAGAUUCAAUACACCGAAUGCAUUUCCAUUAUAAUGUAUCGCAUCUUAGUGAACAAGAGAAGAUUCUUCAUGCUGAAUUUCGAGUUUUCAAAAUGAGACCUAAGCCAGCGUCAUCAAGAGAAGCUAGUCCACCUCAUGUUAUACAGAUGAGUAUAUAUCAAGUAUUAGAUAUUAAAAAGAUCCACCAGCAAGAAGGUCUGAGAUUAUUAGAUAAAGUAACUACAUCAGCUUAUGGACAUGGUUGGCAAGUUUUUCAAGUUAUUAAAGCAGUUAAUGAUUGGAGAAAUAAAACAGCACCAAAUUUUGGUUUUUUGAUAACGACAACUUCUCGUAAAGGAGAUCAUGUUAAUGGUAGCUAUAUUAGAUUUGCUCAGAGAAAUGAGCACCAUGAUAGUAAACAGCCAAUAUUAGUGGUUUAUACUGAUGAUGGUACGGUGAGACAUCCUAGCUAUAUUUCAGCAGAGGAUGAUGGUGGUCGUUCUGCGGGUCCAAUGGGACGUCGUAGGAGAAGGCGAAGCGUUAGAUCUAAACGAAAGAGUGGGAGAAAAAAGCGAACAUAUGAUGUAUAUAGUCGACCUAUGAGGAAACGAUCUUGUACUAAACAAGAUAUGUAUGUAGACUUCGACGAGAUCGGAUGGUCGGGUUGGAUUAUCUCUCCUAAAGGUUAUAACGCCAAUCAUUGUACGGGCACCUGUCCGUUUCCUUUAGGACAAAGUCAAAAACCAACGAAUCAUGCUACGGUACAAAGUAUUGUGUAUGCGUUAGGUGUUGGUAAAUCGGUAGAAACACCCUGUUGUGUACCAAAUAAACUGUAUUCAAUCAGUCUCUUAUACUUUGACGAUGAUGAAAAUGUUAUAUUAAAACAAUAUGAUGAUAUGGUAGCAGCUACGUGUGGCUGCCAUUGA
Messenger RNA from Lottia gigantea (owl limpet), 1125 nucleotides. RefSeq lists its product as hypothetical. The transcript is spliced from 5 exons. Gene Ontology annotation, cellular component: extracellular region. The coding region runs from base 1 to 1125 and encodes 374 amino acids. Gene Ontology annotation, biological process: SMAD protein signal transduction. Gene Ontology annotation, molecular function: growth factor activity; cytokine activity. NCBI's taxonomy places the organism in Eukaryota, Metazoa, Mollusca, Gastropoda, Lottiidae. The record is from RefSeq and is a predicted model, not a curated record.